AUGAGUUUUACUUUUUCCGCCCAUAGUUCUUUAUCGGGAGUUAGGACCCCUUCGUCGUCUUCCUGGGAUGAAAGGGAUACUCCCCCUGCAAGCAACGGCCAUUCACCGAGUGUACCACGAUCACUCGUAAGGACUUCCCCGCCACCGAUCUCUCGGUUCCAGGGUCUGAAUAUUGCGAAUCAAAUCAAACCUGCGACUGCUUCGGGGACUUCUCAACGUGAUGCGUCUCAACUAACUCCUAGUCGGUCCACCUCAACUUAUGCAGACCAGCACAAUGCCUCCCCAAGCCCAGCUCCUUCACGCGUCACGGCCUCUCGCAUCAAUCAAUCCCAAGAUCGACAGAGCUCAACAUCAUCCCGUCCUACCUUGUUUUUUGCUGCACAUGAGGGUCGAGCUAAGUCGUUGGCAUCUGAACCCCGCACUGAAAAUAUCCAAGUGCCUGGAGCAUACCCUGAAAGUUUGCACUCUCCAGAUGAAAUCAUACGACCAGUUCCUAAGGUGCGGGGGAAAGGGAAGCAGAAUUCCAUUCGCGAAGAGCCCCUUCCUAAAGUUCCAAUCUAUGACAGUCGCCUCCAAAUCCAACUCAAGGAGCUGAAAGGCAGCCUGGCCAAUCUUGCCACCAGCAUACGUUCCUCCGCGCUAGUGCAUGAUCAAAGCUCCAGUUUAUACUCUCAUUAUCAAAGGGUGCAGAAAGCCAGCAAGUUUGUAUAUCCUGAAUCUCGGACAGUGGGAUUCAUUGGCGACUCGGGAGUUGGCAAAAGCUCUCUAAUCAAUUCACUCUUGGAUCAAGGAGGUCUAUCGCGCUCGAGCAGUGACGGAGCAGCAUGCACCUGUGUAGUCACAGAGUUCAGACACACAGAUGACGCCCAUACCGGCCCGUUUACCGUGGAGGCGGAGUUUAUGACCACCGUAGAAAUGAAGGAACUCUUGGAGGAAUUGCUCUUAAAUUUUCGACAGUUCUACGUUUCUUCAGCUUAUCGCGAGCUUCAAGGAGAAGAAGCCCGACGACAAUGUCGAGAUGCCGCCGAGCGAGCCUGGGAAACGUUCCAGUCUUUAUUCCGUAGCCAGCCAAGGUUAACUAUGGAUUUUCUAUCUGAAGAUAAAGAUGGUGCGUAUGAAGCAAUUCUCUAUGAGUUAGAGCGGUGGGCAUAUGCUGGUUUGACUCACCGACCGGGUGGAAACGAUGCGCUUGAUUACUCUGCUAUUGCCGGCGAUCUCAGGGAGUGUAAGGAAUUGCUCGAUAUGCUCACAGCGGAUCACCAAGAGGGUGAUGCUGCCUAUGCUGAGGAUACCAGGGUUUAUCUCAAUUCGCCUGUUUUACGAACUGGCCUGGUGUUGGCUGAUCUUCCUGGAUUCCGAGACCUGAACUUUGCAAGGGAAGUAUCAGCUGAAGAAGUUGCUCGCGUCAAAGAUUCAGACGGUCGGCGCGUUAAACAGAUGAAUCAGGAUAUUGAGAUGAUCAGAAAUAGUAUCGAAGAGACCGAAAUUGCUCGACAAAAUGCAGAUGAGCGUCAGAAAGCAGAUUUUGCUCUCCGGGAAUCACGUCUGCGUGACCGAGAAAAGAGGCUGAAUUUUGAAGUCACACAAUUUUUGAUUACCCGAAGAAAUACCAAAAUAUCUCGAGAACUUUUGAGAAAACAUGAAGAUAUCAGAGUAUUUUGCGUCAGCAACACACUAUACACAACACAUCGUGCGAGUCGAACCCAACAAGCUGAGGAAUAUGUUAAUUUGACCGGGAUCCGAGAGCUUCGUCACUACUGUCAGCGUGUUCCUGCAGAGGCUCAACUGCGUGCCACCAGCGCCUUUCUAAAUCUCGAAGUACCCACACUCCUACUGUCCUUACGACAGUGGGCCUUGUCUGGGGCCGAUUCUGUGACGACGGAGAAGGCUAGGACACUGCGCGAACUUCUAGGUAAUGUGGAAGAAAUUCUUCGUCGGGAUUUUACCUCACCUCAAGGUCACAUGGCUCGAAUAAAAGACGGACUGAGAAGUCUUUACAACGCAUCAAUCAAUCAAUCUGCCAGAAGCUAUCGGGAUGAAUGGAAAAAUAAAAGCAUCGUGACCAGCUCUGAAUGGGCUUCUUGGCAUCAUUCCACGUACACAGCCUAUUGCGCUCACUUCGGGACUCACUCUACGGCCCAACAGCGUGAUCGCUCUUGGAAUGAUGAGUUAAUAAGUCCGACUCGCGAUCAUUUAUACCCCCAAUGGGAAGCGCUCUUAGAAUGGCUGGAAUUACAGAUAGAUAGUUCAGGCCAAGAUACUGCCGCCACUUUUCAGGAAGUUUCCAGGCAACUUACGCCGCACAUUGAAAUUGCACCUCGUGCCCUUGAAAAUCUUCUUCGCAGCAUCCUCUCCAGAAAGGAUUAUAUCAAUCAUCAUAUUGAGGUCUCGAUGAAAAGCCUCAUUGCUAAAACAGAUCUCAUCAAAACCGAUAUGAUUUACGGCCAUGACAGCUCAUUUAUCUCUAAUCUAAUGCGGCCAGCUUAUAUUUCAUGUCAAAGAGAAUAUGGAACCGGUAGUGAUCGAAGGCGGAAGAACAUCAUGCACAACCAUCUUCAAUGUUCGAGCCUUUUCAAUAAUCUUUCUCGGGUUACGCUGGAGGAAUACAGGAAGAUAAUGAUGGCUUGCUUCGAAACUUUGCAGGCCAAUAUAAAUCAGGAGGUUGAGACUAUUGCACGGGACUGUCAUUCUGUUGUCACAGAUGCAGGUCACAUCCCUGAGGCCCAACAAGAUCCCGAAUUAGCACGAACACUGGAACUGGAGAUCAAUAGAGUAGAGGAGACUUUGGUUAACUCUCAGAAUGUGAUGGAAGUGGUUUCGAAGGAACAUGAACACGAACCAAGCUCUUGA
Molecule: messenger RNA, 2850 nt
Organism: Penicillium macrosclerotiorum
Lineage: Eukaryota; Fungi; Ascomycota; Eurotiomycetes; Eurotiales; Aspergillaceae
Exons: 14
Coding region: 1-2850 (949 amino acids)
Source: RefSeq, a predicted model, not a curated record